GCUCCUAUUGGCUGUUGAUGAGCUUAUAUCAGUAACUGCCGUAGCAUACCAUUCACAACGACAGGCGAUUCAACAGUCGGACGGGACGAUUAGUGGCAACAUGGCACGCGCGAUCGUUGGAAUUGUUGUUCUCUUCUGCGUUUGGGGCCGUCACCCUGCCGAAGCAGCAUGGUCCGAGUGGAAACCUGCAGGUAACGACUACUACAACGACCAUGACGAUAGCCACCUGACGUGUAAAGCUCAAGUCCAGGCUCUGAAAGCGCAAGUGGCCAGUCUUCAGUACCAGUUGAGCCUCGCGGGGGGCCUACCCGGGCCCGGACCAUACCCAGGGGGCUGUACCUGGAAAAUGGUCUUCAAGAUCGUUGCCGGCGUGCCAGGGAGCAGCUACGCCCUCUGGCGGUCCCGGGGUGGUUACAAUGACCAGGUACACCCGAGCCUGACCGGACACAGCCACUACCGCAGCCCAGACCUCGACAGGUGGUCGUCACUCCACGUCACCAAGGUAAAGGUGAGCCUGGUAACGCAGCACCAGCAUACCCGUGACAUCAUCUUUAACGCCCACGGCAGUAACAGGGACAACUGGUUCUCCAAGGACCGUCUCAUCUCUUCGCCCUGGACUGAUCUCAAGACCGCACCCGCCAACUUCUUCUCGAUUCAGGGCGACGAUCGGCAUGGGAGGCGGUUCUUCAUCAACCGUAGCUACGGAGGCUGUGCACACGACUGGGGAUGGCUGAUCGUCCUGGAUCCUGGAGCUGAGUGUCCUUGGGAGAAAAGGGUGAAGAGCAGGGGAAACAACCAAAUCCUGUUCUCCAGGAAGGCCAACAGCGUUCAGUUCGAGCAAGACUGGCCAAAUGUUGGACAGGCGGACGCCCUUGCGAUCUACACUCAGUCCUGUUGAAAGCCCCGUAUGCAAAGCCAACAACAUGCAUAAGGUGGGUUCACACGUGCGUAUAUAUUCAAGUCCGUAUGGAGUUCUCUACAAGGCUCCACAGUCAGGUGACGGUAAAAAUGGUAGAAAUUGCACAAAUAUAGAUGCAUAACAUGCCAAAGGUCUUAGCUGACCGAGGAGUUUGGUUUGCGACCCUGCUAACGCGUUUGGCUUAUUAUCUGUCUAUAUGUGUCCAAUUUCUGUUAUUUUUCCAGCAACCUGUGGGGCUUGGUAGGGGUUAAGACUUCCAUGCGGACCUCAUACGGACUUGAAUAUAUACAUUACAUGUACGCACGUGUGAACCUACCUAGAGCUGUAGCAGUGCUUACCGGUGAACUCCAAGCGUUUUUUGUUAAUUGACAUUGAAAGAAGACAACCUUUUGAAAAAAAGUACUGUAAUGCUGUUCUAAAUUCUUUCUGUGUUUUGGUUAAAAAAACAGUGAUAACGUUACAACCCUUAUAGGGUUGCUCAACUUUUGGGAUUUUUUCGAUGAUUAAAUUCUUUCUUUCAGUGUCUUUAUUUUUUUAACGUUAGAAAUGGGGCCAUGUAGUGAAUAAUUACAUAGCAUAUAUUAUAUAAGCUGCUACAGUUGACAAUUGUGAUAUAUACUCUAUUACUAGACCUGGAACUUAAAAUAAAACAAUAGAACCGAACAACGGAGAACACUUGUAUGCCACAAGACAACAAUGUUUGCAUUUGCUACUAGGAAAGAUGACCCGUGAUGACUUAUAAUUUCAAGAUUUCUACAAAAUGGGCACAAGUUGUAUAGGGCUGCAAUAAAAAGGAUAUUGUUUUCAAGCAG
Messenger RNA from Branchiostoma floridae (Florida lancelet), 1731 nucleotides. RefSeq lists its product as uncharacterized. Bases 101 to 898 code for a protein of 265 amino acids. The transcript is spliced from 6 exons. The record is from RefSeq and is a predicted model, not a curated record. Lineage: Eukaryota; Metazoa; Chordata; Leptocardii; Amphioxiformes; Branchiostomatidae.